Messenger RNA from Tetrahymena thermophila SB210, 4629 nucleotides. RefSeq lists its product as hypothetical. Gene Ontology annotation, biological process: proteolysis. Gene Ontology annotation, molecular function: calcium-dependent cysteine-type endopeptidase activity. Lineage: Eukaryota; Ciliophora; Oligohymenophorea; Hymenostomatida; Tetrahymenidae. The record is from RefSeq and is a predicted model, not a curated record. The transcript has 14 exons.
AUGCCUCCAAAGCAAUAAAAAUAGAAGGCACCAGUAGGAUACAAGGCUGCAGCCUUAGCCAAAGAUAUUUUACCUACAAGCGUCAAAAACCCUCCUAGAGAAGGAAAAAGUGUUAAAAUUCCUGACGCAGUUGCCAUUUAAUAAAAUUAAGCAAUAGCUAACUAACUUAAUGCCCCAUUAUUUGAAGAAUAUCCAAAAAUUGAAGAAUGGCCAGGAGAUGAUGCUGCAAAAAAUUUUGAUUUCAAUAUUGAAGGAACUACUAAUUUUGUUGAUUAAAAUUUCAGCACAAAUAAACUUACUCCUUCCUUUGUUAAUGACAAUUCAAAUUUAAUCUUUUGGAGACGUCCUACUGAAUUUAUCUAAAUAGAAUAAGAAGAAUUACAAACAAUUUAAAAUAAAUACAACAUCAAAAGACGUACUAGUUAUUAUCAAACUGUUGUAAGUGAAGAGCACAGUUUUAAGAAGAAAGAAGAGUUUUAACACUCUCCUUUAAAAGGUUUACAUGAUGAACCUACAAAACUUUAAGUUAAAGUUUUCGAAUAUUAUGAAAGGGAGGAAACACAACAAGAGUUUGAAUAGCGUAAAAAAGAAUAAAUGGAGAAAGAAGAAAAAGAAAAAAAGACCAAGAAACCAGCAAAAAAGGUAGAACAAGUUGAAGAUAAACCAGGAUUGGUUAAAGAUAUAAAACUAAAUAGCAUAGAUCUUUCCUAUUAAUAUCCUUCAGAUUCAAAAUGGAUUGCCUCAUAAUUGUAACUUAUUAAGGAUAGAAAUAUUAGGGAUUGCUACACAAACAAACCUUUGCACUCUAAAAUAUACCCUUAAUAAGAUAACAUUCCAGUUUACAAUAAAACAGGGAGAUAUUGGGUUAAACUGUAUUAUCUUGGUAAAGAAAGAAAAAUUGAAAUAGAUGAUAAGAUGCCAGUUAACUUUAAAGGUUAAUGCAAAUUUCCUCGUUCAGUUAAGAAAGAAGAAAUAUGGACUUGCAUUAUCACAAAGGCAAUAUUUAAACUUAUGCAAAUCAGCUAAGAUAUUACAUGUAUUAACAAUUUAUGUGGAUCUGGAUUUGUUAUGUACACUCUAACUGGUAUGUUAAGUCAGAGCAUACCAAUGCAAAUUAAUUCUAAAUCCACUUCGGAAUGGCAAAAUAAAUUAAAUUUCAUUAGAGAAAUGCUCAAUGAUAAGCAUUACUUAGAUUAAGAUAUUUUAGUUACUUGCUAUAGCGAACCUGGAUUUUAACCUAAAAUUGAGUAAGGAUAAAACAAUUCUAGAUUGAGUGUGGUUCAAUAAAAAAAAAGUAAAGAUUCCUCAGAAUUGGCUGAAUAAAUUAAAGAAGAAUCUCCAAUUGAUAGAAGAAAGAGUUAAGAUGAAGAAUAAGGUCAUUAAAAACAUACUAAAAUGUUUAUUGAACCUAUUAAAAUACCACAAAGAGGAAGAGAGAGUGCAGAUAGCUCAAAUGAUGAUACCCAUCAAAGAAGUCCAUAUAAGAGAAAAUAGCAAAGAAACCUGACAACUGGAGGUAUCGUAAGAUAUUCCACUUAAGUAUUCGAUUAGAUGCAUAAAGCUAUGCAUGAUCCUCAUAUAAGCGGAAUAGAAGCUGAUGAAGAGGAAGUUGCUAAUAACAGCAUGUCAAUUCAAAACCAAUCAAUGAGUCCAACUAAAAGAUAAAAUCCUAUGUUAUAAGAAAUAAAAAAAGCUUCUAGCAUAAUAUAGCAAACAUAAAAAAAUAUCCCCACAAACGUUAUUUCAGGAUUUGCUUAUCCAUUGAUUGAGUGUUUCUACAAUGAUACAUUUAAUAUGGUUUAUGUCUAGAAGCGUACUGAUAAAGAAAUAAAAUUGAGACAAGAGUAUGUUGAGUUGUCUAACUAAUCAAUCAACAAAAUGAGUAAGGAAGAAAAAAUUGAGCAUAGAAAAAAGAAAAAGGAUAUUAGAGAUAAGAUAGGAGAUGAAGAGAAAAAAAGAAUAGAGUUGAUUACUAGACCUCCAAUUUAAUAUAAAUAUUUUAGGCUUAAAUCUGGAGCUGGAAAAGUCCCUCAAAUAAGUAUUCUCACUCCUUUCUCUAAUGAUGAAAUUUAAAUAGCAAAAACUUGCAUAGUUAACAAACUAAAUAAACCUCCAAACUACUAAGAUGGUGCAGAAAUCAGAGAUGAUGGUAAAUCGAUUGUAUCAAGUGUUAUGAAAAAUUAAGAAGAAACACUACAAAUGAAGCCUCUUGAUGAUUUUUCAUCAGUAAAUAACUUUGUAGAACCUUUAAAUAAAGGAUAAGGUGGAGUCUGGAUAUUAGAUAAUGAUCUCAUAGGAUGCUUUUAGAACUUUUAGAUAUUCUACAACCCUGCUAAAUUCCCACAUCACAAAACUAUUAAUAUUGCUCAAGCAGUAGAUUCUGAAAUAACAACAGGAGAAGACAAUGAAGUUUUACUUGUUGAAAGAAAUGAUAAUAAAGAAAAUCCCGACGAAGAUGUCUAAAUGCUUUUUGGAUUUACAGCAAAAGAAUCUAAAACAGCCAAAAUUAUUCCUGAACCAUACUGCAUUUUAUAGAAAUUUGAUUUUGGAUCAUUUAGCGCCAUACAUGAGUUCCAACCGUUGAAAGGAAACUAAAGCUCUUAAAUGAUAACUCUUGAUAAUUCAAAUCAAGUUUUUAAAAUUUUAGUUUACACUCCUGUUUCAUUUUCUCUUAACAUCUCUUGUCAUAAUUCUUUUAGGACUAUGUCUGUUCUUAAUUACCUAACUGAAUACGAAGGAUAUAGUGUUAAAAAUUUUAAUAUUGAAUAUCUAGCUAUGGAAGAGAAAAAGUACCAUGUAUUUUUUAGAUUCAGAAUUCCACAAUAGGAACAUGAAACUUUGUUUUUAAUGAAAGUUAAAUCAACUACUGAUAAUCACAUGCUCAAAUACCUCAGAUUGAAAUUAGUUGAAGAGGAUUCUGAAGGUUAAGGUGUCAUGCUAAAUACUAUUUAAGGCGUUAACAAAAAUCUUUACGAAUCUACUUUCAGUCUAUCAAAUUACCUUCGUCUUUCCAUCAGAGAACAUACUAAUUACUAUUUGGUAUUAGAAGGAGAACCUCCCUAUACAAUUGCUGAAGGUGCACUUUAAGUUGAUUUCUACUACAAAAAUCCUGACUUGACUUUCGAAAAUUUAGAACACGUUGAACCUUUGCAAUAUAUUGAAAAAUACAUUCCUACUAAGUAUGGAAUAAUAUUUAGAGAAAAAUUAUAUGUUGGAGAAUAAACAAUAGCAUCUUUCCACUUAAAAAUUAUGGAUAUUAUAGGAUAAGUAGCCCAAUAAGUUGAUCCAAAGAAGAAGGCAGGAAAACCAUCAGGAAAUGAUUAAGCUGAUUUUUAAGAAAAAGAAAUAGAAGAAAAACAUUUAGUUAAGCUUGAGCUUUUUGAAAAUGGAUAAUCCGUCAUUUAUAAUAUUGGACAUAAUCAAACCCUCUUCUCAAAUGUAAUUUUAAAAUCCACAAAGAAUGAAGAAGUCUAAUAUCUGCUAGAAGCUACUUUCGAUUUAAGAGAUUGGCCUGAUGCCAAAACUUUAAACAAGUUAACAGAAAAUAUUCAUUGGCUCUUAAAAGUUGUAAGCACAGAAACUAUUGCUCUUGUUAAAGAUACAGACAAAGAAGAUAGAGAAAAAGCUAUUAAGAAGAGUUGGGAAGACAGCGAACCAGGAAGAGCAGACAAAUCUAAAAAAUCUAGAAAGAAAUUUUUAGCUUUGAUUAAAUAACAAAAUGGUGAAAAACUCACAGAAGAAGAAAAUCUACUUUUAAAUGAGCCCAGAUUAAGUAAGAAACAAAGAGAAGAACAAACAUAGCAAGCACAAGCAGGAGGUAAAAAGUAGCCAAAGAAAGAAGAAAAGAAACCACCUGUAAAAGGUAAAGGCAAAGAGGAAGUUGUUGAGGAAAAAAAAGAAAUAAGACCAACCCCUCAGAGUCAAAAUCAUAGGACUAAUGAAAUUAAAGCUUUCUUAGAACAUAUGGAAUAAGAAAGAGUAAGUGAACACUUAGCUGAUCACCCAGGGUUAAUUUAGAUUAGAUCAGAAGAAAAUAAAUUGGAAAUUAGGGAGAAUGCUUUGAUGGCUAAAGAAGAAGUAGCUGCCAUAUUUUAAAGAAAUAUUUAGCUUCGUGAAGAGUUAAAGCAGUAUUAACUUGAAUAAAUCAAGAGGAUACAAACAUUUAUGCAAGGUGAUAGAGCUGCUUUUAAGGAAAAUUGGUAAAAGUUCAUUGAAACUAGAGAAGAAGUUAAGUCUAAGAUGAGUGCUAAGACUUAAAAAGAAAAAGAAUUUAUAGAUAUUUUGAAAGCUGAAAAGGCAAAUAUCACUUUAAACGAGCUAGAAAAACUAAUAAACGACUCAUAAAAUAUACCUGAUUUAAAUGACUAACUAAUUGAAACUUCUAAAAAGUUAUUAAAGAACUUGAGAAUAUAAGCUUUAACAGAUAAGAUGAAUGAUAGCUUAAAUACUUUCAAUGUAGAAUCUCUUAACACAUGUUUUGAUGACUAUAAAAAAUUCAGUGUAACAGGUAUUGAUGCCGAAUUAAUAAAAAGAGUAGAAGACAUGAUAGCAGAAGCUAAAGAUAACCCAAAUUACACACAAGAAAAGUUAUUAGAACAAAAAAAGGCUGGUAAAAAGGGUAAAAGAUGA